This is a messenger RNA of Pan troglodytes (chimpanzee), 1466 nucleotides long. RefSeq names its product hydroxysteroid 17-beta dehydrogenase 1 (gene HSD17B1). Gene Ontology annotation, molecular function: estradiol 17-beta-dehydrogenase [NAD(P)+] activity. Gene Ontology annotation, cellular component: cytosol; cytoplasm. The record is from RefSeq and is a predicted model, not a curated record. The transcript has 5 exons. Gene Ontology annotation, biological process: estrogen biosynthetic process. Lineage: Eukaryota; Metazoa; Chordata; Mammalia; Primates; Hominidae. The coding region runs from base 118 to 1269 and encodes 383 amino acids.
AGGGCUUAUCCUUGAGAUUGUGUGGGAGACACAACAAGGGGUGGGGGCCUGCAGGCGGGGCGGGGCGAAGCAGGUGAUAUCCAGCCCAGAGCCCCAGCCUCUCCCCACAGUCUCACCAUGGCCCGCACCGUGGUGCUCAUCACCGGCUGUUCCUCGGGCAUCGGCCUGCACUUGGCCGUACGUCUGGCUUCAGAUCCAUCCCAGAGCUUCAAAGUGUAUGCCACGUUGAGGGACCUGAAAACACAGGGCCGGCUGUGGGAGGCGGCCCGGGCCCUGGCAUGCCCUCCGGGAUCCCUGGAGACGUUGCAGCUGGACGUAAGGGACUCAAAAUCCGUGGCCGCUGCCCGGGAACGCGUGACUGAAGGCCGCGUGGACGUGCUGGUGUGUAACGCAGGCCUGGGCCUGCUGGGGCCGCUGGAGGCGCUGGGGGAGGACGCCGUGGCCUCUGUGCUGGACGUGAAUGUAGUAGGGACUGUGCGGGUGCUGCAGGCCUUCCUGCCAGACAUGAAGCGGCGCGGUUCGGGACGCGUGUUGGUGACCGGGAGCGUGGGAGGAUUGAUGGGGCUGCCUUUCAAUGACGUUUAUUGCGCCAGCAAGUUCGCGCUCGAAGGCUUAUGCGAGAGUCUGGCGGUUCUGCUGCUGCCCUUUGGGGUCCACUUGAGCCUGAUCGAGUGCGGCCCAGUGCACACCGCCUUCAUGGAGAAGGUGUUGGGCAGCCCAGAGGAGGUGCUGGACCGCACGGACAUCCACACCUUCCACCGCUUCUACCAAUACCUCGCCCACAGCAAGCAAGUCUUUCGCGAGGCGGCGCAGAACCCUGAGGAGGUGGCGGAGGUGAGCGCCGGGCUGGACUCCAGGAGUGGGGGCGGUGCGUCCUCCGGCGCGCAGCGGUGGCCACAGCUCUCCUCCCGCCGCCGCAGGUCUUCCUCACCGCUUUGCGCGCCCCGAAGCCGACCCUGCGCUACUUCACCACCGAGCGCUUCCUGCCCCUGCUGCGGAUGCGCCUGGACGACCCCAGCGGCUCCAACUACGUCACCGCCAUGCACCGGGAAGUGUUCGGCGACGUUCCGGCAAAGGCCGAGGCUGGGGCCGAGGCUGGGGGCGGGGCCGGGCCUGGGGCAGAGGACGAGGCCGGGCCCAGUGCGGUGGGGGACCCUGAGCUCGGCGAUCCUCCGGCCGCCCCGCAGUAAAGGCUUCCUCAGCCGCUGUCUCCCGCGCCCUUCUUUGUCCCAUGGGUCUGUGUGGUCCCUGGGGAUGGGGCGGCGGUAGCAGCUGUGGGUGGCUAAUUAAGAUAGAUCGCGUUAGCCAGUUUUACCAGCGCAGCUAGGCGCGAUGGCUGUCGCCUGUAAUGCCAGCGCUUUGGGAGGCGGAGGCAGGAGGAUCGCUCAAGCCCCCGAGUUGGAGACCAGGCAGAGCAACACAGUGAGACCCCCAUCUCUACAAAAAUAAAGAAAAUUUAAAAAUCA